This is a messenger RNA of Aspergillus ochraceoroseus IBT 24754, 2712 nucleotides long. RefSeq names its product snoRNA-binding rRNA-processing protein NOP14. The transcript is spliced from 2 exons. Gene Ontology annotation, biological process: maturation of SSU-rRNA. Gene Ontology annotation, cellular component: nucleolus; small-subunit processome; Noc4p-Nop14p complex. NCBI's taxonomy places the organism in Eukaryota, Fungi, Ascomycota, Eurotiomycetes, Eurotiales, Aspergillaceae. The coding region runs from base 4 to 2712 and encodes 902 amino acids. The record is from RefSeq and is a predicted model, not a curated record.
AAAAUGCCCCCAUCGCAGCUGAAGCAGCUCAAGGCUUCUCUUCGCGAUAGCGGGGUGCUUGGUCCCCAGAAGUCCAAGAAACAAAAGCGCCAAAAUGCGAAGACUGGUGCCAAUGGGCAGAAUCGAGCCCAGCGCGAUGCCGCUCUGAAGGCUAUUCGAGAUCGAUUCAAUCCAUUCGAAAUUAGGACAACGUCUCGGCCCAAAUUCGAUGUAACCACUCGAGAUGGGGGCUCUAACUCAAAUGUUGGCAGACCUGGGGUCACCAGAUCGCUUGGUGAACAGAAGAGACGCCAAACUUUGUUGCACGAGAUGGAUCGGAAGAACAAAGUCGGUGGUAUUCUCGAUCGCCGAUUUGGUGAGGAUGAUCCAACCAUGACACCGGAGGAGAGAGCUGCGGAACGAUUUGCCAGGGCCAGUCAAAAGAAGCUGCGAAAGGAGUCAAUGUUCAACUUAGAAGAGGAGGAUGAUGAAGAGUUCCAGCUUACUCAUAUGGGUGAAUCUUUAUCAUUUGGAGGCGAUGAUUUCCAAGAAGGCGAGCUGGACGCUGCGGAGGAUAUGUCCGACUCCGAGAUGCCUCGGAAAAGGAAGCGAAUAAUCAACGAUGAUGGCGAGAUGGAAGAUGUCGACUCGGAAGAUGAUGAAGAACUGCCGGAACGCAAGAAAUCAAAGAACGAAGUUAUGAAGGAACUCAUUGCAAAAUCGAAGUUCCACAAACUCGAGCGUCAGAAGGCCAAGGAGGAUGAUGAUGAUCUCCGCGAGGAGCUAGACAAAGGACUUCCUGAUCUGUUUGAUAUGCUCAGAACCAUAAAACCACCUCCAAACCCUGAACCGGCAAAGGAUGACCUAGCUUCAAUGAACCCUGAGCGCGCUGCUCUCUUGGAAGGAAAAUCGGAAGUCGACACUGAGAAGGAAUACGACCAACGUUUAAAGCAACUGACCUUCGACAAGCGUUCCGCGCCCACGGAUCGUACUAAGACGGAAGAAGAAAAGGCAGAGGAGGAAGUGAAACGGCUUAAGGCUCUUGAAGAGGCGCGAAUUCGCAGAAUGCGUGGUGAGGAUUUGAGUGAGGAAGAACCAGAGGCAGCUGAAGAAGAGGACGAAGCCGACCCCUGGGACGAAGAAUCACUCCCAGAUGAUGCAAAGGAAUUUGGGUUUGAACACUCUACGAGUCACACCACAUCCCGGCCCGAUGGUGUUGAGGAUGAGGACGACUUCAUCAUCGAGGACGAUCUCGUUGAGACCAGAUCAGAUGUGAGCCUUUCUUUCGACGAGAGUGAAGAGGAAGACGAGUCCGCCAAAGAGUCUGAAGAGGAGGAUGAGGAGGAGGAUGAGCUCAUCAACGACCUAGCUAUCCCAGGAGACAACUCUGGUGAUGGAUCCAAUGCGCCCAACGGUGCAAAGGACGCUCAAGGGUUGGCAUACACAUAUCCCUGUCCCGGAAGCCAUGAUGAAUUCCUCGAAGUGAUUAAGGAUGUUCCCAUAGGAGAUCUCCCUACAGUCAUCCAGCGAAUUCGAGCUCUGCAUCAUCCUCGUCUCCACAGCGAUAACAAGGCAAAGCUUGGUCGCUUUGCUAGGAUCCUCAUUCAGCAUGUCGCCUACAUGGUUGAACAGCCCGAGCAUCCGCCGUUUGCGAUUGUGGAGAACACCCUCCGCCACAUUCACUCCUUAGCCAAGAGCCAUGCUGAAAGUGUAUCAUUGGAGUUCCGGGCUCAGCUACGCGAAAUCGCUACCGAACGCCCACUCAACCUCCGUCCCAGAGAUCUCAUCAUCCUAACGGGAGUUGCAGCUAUUUUCCCGACAUCUGAUCAUUUCCAUGCCAUCGCAACACCAGCACACCUGUGUCUUGCACGGUAUCUCGGACAGGGCCCUGUGAACAGUCUCAUGGACCUCACAACGGGGACGUAUGCGGCCAGCCUGUGUCUCCAGUAUCAGACAGCCUCGAAACGGUACCUGCCCGAAUUCAUCAACUACGUCCUCAACGCCCUGUACAUCCUCAGCCCAGAAGAACCCCGCAAGGACGUAGGAUACUUCCCUCUCCGCCUGCCCACGGAGCCUCUCCGACUCAAGCCCUCGAAAUCAAUCCCCCACCGCCAACUCCGAUUCUGGGACAUCUCCCCCGAAACAUCCAACCAGCACACAGCUCACGAGGAACUCAAACUCUCCCUCAUCAGCACACUCGCCUCCCUCGUAGCCAGCGCCUCGGACGUGUGGGCCAGCAAAUCCGCCUUCACGGAAGUCUUCGAACCCGCCCAGAAAGCCCUCCAGCAGGUCAUGCGCUCCUGCGGCACCAAAGUCCCCCCAAAGGCGCGCGAUACCAUCCAAAUCGCCCUCGACAAACUCGACUCGCACCUUUGCCAGGCCCGUCGGUCCCGUCGACCACUCCUCCUACACCACCACCGCCCGCUGGCGAUCAAAGCGGCCAUCCCCAAGUUCGAGGACACCUUCAACCCAGACAAACACUACGACCCCAACCGCGACCGCGCAGAGCUCAACCGUCUCAAGGCCGAGUACAAGCGGGAGCACAAGGGCGCGAUGCGCGAGCUCCGCAAGGACGCCAACUUCAUGGCGCGCGAGCAGCUGCGCGAGAAGAAGGAGCGCGACGCAGAGUACGAGCGCAAGUACAAGCGACUUGUGGCGGAGGUGCAGAACGAGGAGGGUCGCGAGGCGAAUGCUUACGAGAGAGAGAAACGGUUGCGGCAGGGAAAGCGAUAG